AUGUGGAACAGAGCUCUCCUCCUUUUGGGGUUGUCGAUUUUGGCCUUUGUUCAGGCUAUAGAUGGCUUCUCUCAUCACCACCAACUCGACCAUCAAUUCGUAGUGCAGGAUACCGACGGCAAUGAGCUUCAAGCAAGGAUGCCGUACUACAUUGUCUCCGCUAUCAGGGGAUGCGGCGGAGGGGGUGUCUCGGUGGGCAGAAGAGAGAGCUCCACCAGUCAAAGCCACACGGCCCACACCCCAAUGGUGAAGCAAAGCACCAACGACAGGAACAUGGGUACCCCAGUGAUGUUCUCUCCAGCAUCCUCAGAACACCCAGAAUUGGAAUUGCCGUCUAAAGAAGAAGAAGAGGGAACGAUGAUAAUUCGGGAAUCGAUGGACAUGAACAUUUGCUUCUCUGGAAUGGAGAAUAGGGUGUGGCAGGUGGAAGAGAUGAGGGAGCAGUCCGGAGGGUGGUGGUGGUCAUCGUCAAAGAAUUCGAGUUUGAGGUAUGUGACGGUGAAGGGGAAGCCAGGGCACCCAGGGGAGUCGACAAUGAGGAACUGGUUCAGAAUCGAGAGGAGAUAUAGGAUCGUCUACUGCCCCAACGUCUAUGAGUCUUGCCAUGUGGUGUGCGCGAGGGUUGGGAUCACCAAGGAAAACGGCGAGCGAUGGCUAUCGGUUUCAGAUCACAGAGCUAGGCAGUCCCACGACAACAACAAGAAGGAUGAAUAA
Messenger RNA from Telopea speciosissima, 714 nucleotides. RefSeq names its product 21 kDa seed protein-like. The record is from RefSeq and is a predicted model, not a curated record. The coding region runs from base 1 to 714 and encodes 237 amino acids. The transcript has a single exon. NCBI's taxonomy places the organism in Eukaryota, Viridiplantae, Streptophyta, Magnoliopsida, Proteales, Proteaceae. Gene Ontology annotation, molecular function: endopeptidase inhibitor activity.